UCUGUUUCUCUCUCUACAUAGGUUUGUCUUUUUUGAAUUCCGCGAGGCACAAUUGUCAAUUUUUUAAGCCUCAUGCUCACUUCCACGGCUUUUCCCUUCGUUCUCCCUCUCUCUCUCUCUAUGACCCGUUCUUCCUCAGAACUCUGUUUUCAGUCCAAGAAACUCAGUAAAGAAAGAGCACGGGAAGCUUCUCUCUACAGAAAUAGAGAUCUGAGCUCAGAUUCGGACACCCUUUUUCUUCCUCUAGUCUUUCCCGACUUCAGUCCACAGAGGAAAUGGCAGAAGCUGUCUAUUACCUCGGCAAGGUCUGAAUGUGCUCAAAAUCCCGUGCGAUUCUUUGCGAUAUUAUCCAUGCAAAGAUCGGGUAGUGGGUGGUUUGAGGUGCUCUUAAACAGUCACAUGAACCUACGCUCUAAUGUAGUGCUUCAAAGAACGAGUGCUCUGCUGCGGUCGGUUUCAAGUGGAUGUUCAAUCAGUUAUUCAUUCUCUUUGUUAAUGAAGAUCUCUUUAAUGGGAUUGAUUCAGCACCACAAAGAGAUAGUGGAGUACUUCAAUCGGAGAGGUGUUUCGGCGAUAUUUCUACUCCGAAGAAACCCAUUGCGCCGCAUGGUUUCAGUGCUAGCGAACUCCUAUGAUCGUUACGCAAAGCUAUUGAAUGGGACUCACAAAUCCCAUGUUCAUGGUGAAGAAGAGGCGAGUAUGCUUUCCACGUACAAGCCUGGGAUCAAUUCAACGUCACUGAUGAAUGAUCUCAAGGAAAUGGAAGAAACGGUUGCAAGGGCAUUGACCUAUUUCAACAGCACAAGACACAUUGUUCUCUAUUAUGAGGACAUUGUCAAGGACGAAAAUAAGCUAAAAGAAGUCCUAGAGUUUCUUAAGGUUCCAGUGAGGGAACUGACAACCCGCCAAGUGAAAAUCCAUAAGGGGCCGUUGUCGGACCUCAUCUCAAACUGGGAUGAAGUCCACUGAUCCCUUAACGGGGCUGCCUCCGAGGAUUCAUCAACAACCCAGACUAUUAAUUUAAUGGAAGUUGAUAGCCGCUAUGCAGACUUUGCUUUGUGAAUCCCGUGUACAUACUCGAGACCAGACAACUAACACCACCAGCUCAAGUGAAGAUUUGGUUCCAGUUUUUGCAAGCUUACUCCCAUCAUUCAACUCCUUGUUGAGGUUUGGUCAAAGGUUAUUUCUCGAUCAACGGCUUGUUGAAGUGUAUACGCCUUUGUACUCUCCUUCCGUUUGUUGUAUACAAGACUGUCAAAGGGUUUGAAGCAAUGUACGGAAUCAAUUGGGUUCACCUGCCG
This is a messenger RNA of Punica granatum (pomegranate), 1301 nucleotides long. Lineage: Eukaryota; Viridiplantae; Streptophyta; Magnoliopsida; Myrtales; Lythraceae. The record is from RefSeq and is a predicted model, not a curated record.